This is a messenger RNA of Dinoponera quadriceps, 416 nucleotides long. Its product is annotated as ras-related protein RABG2-like. Gene Ontology annotation, cellular component: lysosome; late endosome; phagocytic vesicle. Gene Ontology annotation, biological process: retrograde transport, endosome to Golgi. Gene Ontology annotation, molecular function: GTP binding; GTPase activity. The annotation marks the transcript as partial. The transcript has a single exon. The record is from RefSeq and is a predicted model, not a curated record. Lineage: Eukaryota; Metazoa; Arthropoda; Insecta; Hymenoptera; Formicidae.
AGUACAAGGACGUCGACAUAUGUCUUCUGAUGUACUCAGCAAGCGAUCUGAGUAGUUUCAAAAACUUGACGUAUUGGAUAUCCAAGUUCAAGAAAAAAGCGAACAUAAAAAAUGCCGAUACGUUCCCUUUCGUCGUUGUUGGCAACAAGCAGGUCGUCCCCGAUUAUGCCAGACUAAUUUCAAGAAAAGAAGCGGAUGAUUGGUGCUGGAACAAUGAUCUUUGGCACUCAGAAAUAUCAACCAAAGAGGAGCCCACCAUCAACCGAAUAUUUGGAGUAGGAAUGGCAUUCUAUGAGCGUCGAAAAGCGGAAUUGGGACAGUCAAGUGGGACUAUCAAUCGCAUCCUCAUUCCUGAUGUUAUUAUAAGAACAAUGACAUGGUGUCGGCACUUCAAAAANUUGGUGCUGGAACAAUGA